Molecule: messenger RNA, 1838 nt
Organism: Pocillopora meandrina
Lineage: Eukaryota; Metazoa; Cnidaria; Anthozoa; Scleractinia; Pocilloporidae
Source: the annotation of a GenBank genome assembly
AUGUGGGAGAGGAGCAACAAACUUACAGAAAUAUAUCCAUCUUCGAAUGUCUCAGAGGAAGAAAAUGACUCUUCUGGUAAUGUCUAUAAUUGAAUAACGAUCUGUUGUGAAUCUGUGCUCUUUUUUUUUUUUUUUUUUCAAUCUUAAGUCGAAGGUACAAGUGACCAAUUUAAUAAGUUUGAUCUGUUUGUUCACCCCAAAUGGAAACAAGCAGGAGAGCGCUCGUUCCCCAACUGAGAGAGCGUAGGACUGUUAAAUACUAGCGUUUGUUAGCUUCUUAUGUCGGCAAAAUUCCCCUGAGUCAAGAAAAUCUUUCUUGAAACUUUGAUAACUUUUGAAACCUUAGCUGCACUUUUUUCUCCUCAUUUAAAGAUGUCCUUAGUGGUAGCAGAAGCAGUGAGAGAAAGAGCAAAAGAAAUCUCUUUGGUUUUUGGUGAGGAUAAUUGAGCUAUUUUGAUUCUACCCUUUUCUGCAUAUUACAUCUUUUAGCCCAAAAAACAAUUCCUUUGUUUUUCCAGGCCGAAUUACUCAAAAUAGCAGAUCGAACUGAGAGCUCUAUGUUUAAUAUAUAGUACAUCUUUUAGCCCAACAAGCAAUUCCUUUGUUUUUACAGGAAGUCUGAUUACUCAAAGUAACAGAUCGAAGUGAGAGCUCAAAAAUCGCGUAUUUACAAUUUGAAUGGGGGAAAAAUAAUAUGUUUUGAUUGUUUCGUGUUAAUUUCCAUGUUUGAUGUGGCCACUGUUGGGUGGUUUCUGUAAGUUCCUUGCUUAGUAACAGAAAGCAGUCAAAAAGAUAUUUCGGAAGUGCUUUACUUGUCUGAAGGUUGCGUAAUGGGUUUUUUAUGACCAAUAUUUUUUACGUCUUCAUUUUUCAGGCUUCUCGGCAUGUGUAACUACUUUGGCUUCGUAGUUAUGUUAAUUGCUGCUCAUGAUAUUCUUCAUCAAGAGAAAACAAGUAAUCGAGGAAACCAAGUAUGGUUUGAAUUAGGUGUUUCUGAAAUAAGCAAUUAAGGUAAUCCACAUUGUACAUGACUACUGAAAAAACUGAUAGUUUGGUUUUAUGAACUGAAUUGAUAUUGAAAAAUGGCCACCGUACAGAAUUUCUAAAGCUGACGUUUCGUAAGCCCUUUAUCAGAGCGAAUAGAGGAAUUGUGGGUUCUGUGUGUUUCUUUGCAGAAUAAUGAAGUAACGCUUUUGAUGGGAAAAUGGUUUCGUGAAAAAAACGAAGAAAACUUUGUUAAAUGUUCUUGAGUUUAAGACGGAAAGGCCGUAGACUGCCAUAUGCUUCAUAGAAUGAUUCCUUUCUACGUUCCGAAGCUCUUUUCGGAAGUCUACGAAAGUGCAGAAUUAUAGUUGUCCGAGCAGCCGACACAAGUUGCGCGACAGUUAUUUGGCGAGCCGAUCUCCACAAAAAGAAAGCUUUGCGGCAACUUUCUGACACGUCUUUUUAUCAAGAAAGUUGAUAAAUACCGCACUUCUACCAACCAAAACAUUAUCAAGAACACUAUGAAAGAUCUUACAGCAAAAUGAGAAUUUCCGGUUACUGAGAUCACCAUCCCUAGAAAGUAGUGUAUUUACUUUUUACCUAAAAAAUCUUCAAACCCAACAACUCAGGACGGCGUAUCGUCUCUGCCUGUUAUUGCCGAACUUAUUUAUUGCUAUUUAAGGUUACUUCCCACCCUCGCGGGUGUCCUUCAGGAAAAAAUUCGUACGUGCGCAAGUUUUACUAAAAUCCUGUCAAAUUAUAUAUCAAAAGAAAGCUUAAGAACUACAGUUUACGAUAAAAAUAUAACAAGCGACUUUUCUUUUAAGAAAGUGUCAGGAGCCGUUAACAUGUGA